Messenger RNA from Polyodon spathula (Mississippi paddlefish), 2150 nucleotides. Its product is annotated as secernin-1-like. The record is from RefSeq and is a predicted model, not a curated record. The coding region runs from base 243 to 1514 and encodes 423 amino acids. Gene Ontology annotation, molecular function: dipeptidase activity; cysteine-type exopeptidase activity. Gene Ontology annotation, biological process: proteolysis. Lineage: Eukaryota; Metazoa; Chordata; Actinopteri; Acipenseriformes; Polyodontidae. The transcript is spliced from 8 exons.
AGCCUAAAAACUAGGAUGCAGCAGUUUAUCGUGGCAUUAUAUUUAAAACAUUUACAUAUCCGAAAUAUAACCAGAUAUAUCAAUGUAAAUUUACCAUCCCACACAAUACAUUAGUGUUGUUUUUUUCCCCCAGAAAUCAAGUGCUAUUCCUUCCUCGGCUUUAGCCAAUUUCGGUCACGUCACGUGACUCACUACCAGCAGCUACCUUGAGCUAUAGAGACAGAAGAGCAAGGCUGAGCAGGAUGGCUGUGGCUCCCCCCAGUUCAAGUUUUGUUGCUUUUCCACCUGCUGCGGAAGCUGGUCGUGUUGUCUUUGGGAAAAACUCCACAAGGCCGAGAGGUGAAGUCCAGGAGGUGAUGUACUUUCCAUGUGCUGAGUAUGAGCCUGGAGAUCAGGUUGAGUGCACUUACAUUACAAUUAAUCAAGCUGAAAGGACUCACGCUGUUGUCCUAAGCAGACCUGCCUGGUUGUGGGGGGCUGAAAUGGGAGCCAAUGAGCAUGGUGUCUGCAUUGCUAAUGCAGCUGUUGUAACAAAGGAGCCUGGUGUCCGGACAGAAGCCUUGCUUGGGAUGGAUCUUGUCAGACUUGGAUUAGAAAGAGGAUCAACAGCCAAAGUUGCCUUAGACACCAUAGUGUCCCUUCUGGAAGAGCACGGUCAAGGUGGAAACUAUUCCGAGGAUGGGAACGCCUAUCAAGCCUUCCAUAGUGCUUUUCUGAUUGCUGACAGAGAGGAAGGCUGGGUGCUGGAGACUGUUGGGAAAUACUGGGCUGCAGAGAGAAUCACGGAAGGAUUUAAGGGCCUUUGCCGGCACUUGUCUAUAACUACAAACAUUGAUGCAGAGCAUCCUGAGCUUAGACUUUAUGCACAGGAACAGGGGUGGUGGAGUGAGGGACAGGAGUUCAAUUUUUCUGAAGUUUUCUCAUCACCAGAUGAGGAAAGUAGCCCCUGUGCUGACAAGGAAUUCCUUGGAAAUCAAGAGGGAGGCCUGACAGUGCAGACAGUGAUUGAUGCCCUUCGAGACAAGGAUACUGGUGUGUGUGUGGACUCGGAGUCUCUCCUCACCACAGCCAGCAUGGUGUCGGUCCUGCCUCAGAACGUUGUCUCCCCGUGUGUUCACUUCUUCACUGCCACGCCUGACACAGCAAGGUCCAUAUUCAAGCCUUUUGUCUUUGUUGACAAUGUGAAGCUAGUGCCUCAAGCACAAUCCCCCUGCUUUGGGGAGGGGGACCCAGUAAAGACACAGCCUCGCUUUGAAAGCAAAGUUGACCGCAGACAUGAGUUAUACAAAGCCCAUGAGUGGGCUCUGACAGUAACUGAUACUGAAGAGGAGCCAGGUCAGAAGCUCAAAGAGACCAUGCUAGAUCUGGAGAAGCAAGGCCUGCAGGCGAUGGAAGACAUGCUGCUCAGCACAGAGCCUCUAGACCCUGCUGAGGUAGCUGACCUCUUCUACGACUGUGUUGACACAGAAAUCAAAUUCUACAGAGAGGUGUGCCCUUUUAAACACAACCAGUGAAUAACAAUCUGCAUAAAGGUGGGUAUGUAAACAUGUAGUUCCAGUGCAUCUUAUACUGUACAUAAAACAGUUCCUGAAUGUGACAUUUUUGUGAUUUAUAAUUGUAAUUAUAAUACACUCCCAGCGAUAAUUUCCUAUAAUUUUUGGUGUUUUACAGUCUUGUUAUACACGAUGGUGGGGCAACCUGUCUAUAAUAUGAUUAGGUGGUGGCUCAAGACCUUUGUUCAAUAAGAUUGCCUGUGUAUAAUAAGGUUGGUAAUAAAACUGCUAAGCUCAAUUUUCAUCACCAGUACAUGAAAUCAUCCAACGCCAACCAAAAAUGGCCUAGAGAAUGUUCUACUCUGAUUAUUACUAAUAGUGUUGUACGAAAAAAUAAGCAUUUCAGUUAUAUUUGUAAAGAAUAUAUGCAAAAGGAGGAAAAUCAGGUUGCCAAAAUUUAAAACUAAAAGCAUAACAUGCUUUCCUAUAGCAAUUCAUUUUAUGUUUUUCAUUGCAUUUUGUGUAUUAUCUAUUGAAGCCUAAUGAAGAAGGGAAAGCUACAUCAAAAUUAAGUGUAGUCCGCCAUGAUCAGUCUCUUCAGCAACGUUAGUUUAUUAUUGAACAGGGAUUAGUUCAGAGAUUGUAGCUCAUACCAGA